CAGUCACCUUCCGUAGCUCUGUUAGCAUUGUGGUUGUAGUUAGCUCCUCCACCCUCCCCCACCCGGCUCCUCCUCCUCCACACAGGCUAGCCAGCUAGCCGCAGAAAGCGACCAGAACCCGGUGCGGGUCGACUUUAAAAUAAAAUAACACCGGGAGCCCGCUGGAGGAGACCCGUCCACCCAGAGAGCUCCACGCACGGCCUCCGCGGGACGUCUGUUGGCGGGACUUCACGACGCGAUGGCGGGCAGAGCGAAGCUAGCUGCAGCUAGCCGCUCGGCUACAUCCCGGAGCUAGCUGCGGAGCCGGAGCCGGAGCUCUGCGGACGGACACAGCUCGGACUUUCCGCCCGGUGCUCGUUUGUUUUCGAGCCACGCCGCCGUUAAUCUGACCGAAGUCGCCGUGUAGGUCGGUUGGAUGAAGUGACCGGCUGGCGGCUCUCUCUCCGGCAUAUGUAGGUCACGGUACCGACCGACGUCGUUAUGUGGGUCAGACCCAGCGGGUUAGCCUGUUAGCUGGUUAGCACGAAGCUAACGAGUUUAAUUUAAUUUAAUUUAAUUUUAAAUCAGUGAGUUCACACAGACACGCACGUUCACGCACGUUCACGCACAUGCUCGUGUCGGUGAGUUACUCUGCGGCUCGCGGGGCUGAGGCUAACCUCGGGCGGACUCUUCGUGUCGGUGUCGUCGCUGAGCGUCGUUAGCCGGAUCCCGUCAGCUCCCGUUAACCGAGCGAGCCGCGUCACUAACCAGACCUCCACCGGAUCAUGCUGAGCGAGGAGCCGUGUUUCCUCCGCGGCUAGCCGGCCAGCAGCAGCAGCAGCUCGGUCAGACACAGCGGACAGUUUCGGGCUCGGUGAGCGGAGGAUGGCAUUUCACGGCGCAGGCCGGCAGACCGUGUGUGGAGACUUGUUUCCGGGCUCUGAGCUGGGCCACAAGUAUUUCUGUGUCAACUCCUCCUGCGGAGCCCCCUCCACGGGCCUCAGCGCCACACCGUGCCUGACUGGACCCACUGCCCCGGCAGGAACCCCUCGUCACCCGACUGCUCUCGGAGGAAGCACCGGCGGCGGAGCAGCGGUACCUCAGCCCUACAGCAACCCGGCCAGCGAGGUGCCCAGCCCCGCAGAGAUGGAGCCAGACCGGCCCAUCGGCUAUGGCGCAUUUGGCGUUGUUUGGUCGGUCACAGAUCCACGCGACGGCCGUAAGGUGGCUCUGAAGAAGAUGCCCAAUGUCUUCCAGAACCUGGUCUCCUGUAAGAGAGUCUUCAGAGAGCUGAGGAUGCUGUGCUUCUUCAAACAUGACAACGUUCUGUCGGCUCUGGACAUUCUGCAGCCGCCGCAGAUCGACUGCUUCGAGGAGAUCUACGUGAUAACAGAGCUGAUGCAGAGUGACCUCCACAAAGUGAUCGUGUCUCCUCAGCCUCUCACCACCGACCACAUCAAGGUCUUCCUCUACCAGAUCCUCCGAGGUCUGAAGUACCUUCACUCUGCUGGGAUCCUGCACAGAGACAUCAAACCUGGAAACCUGCUGGUCAACAGCAACUGUUUGCUGAAGAUUUGCGAUUUCGGCCUGGCGCGGGUGGAGGAGCCCGACCCGUCACGUCACAUGACCCAGGAGGUGGUGACGCAGUACUACAGAGCGCCGGAGGUGCUGAUGGGCUGCCGGCACUACGGCUCGGCCAUUGACGUCUGGUCCGUGGGCUGCAUCUUCGCCGAGCUGCUGGGGCGACGCAUCCUGUUCCAGGCUCAGAGCCCCAUUCAGCAGCUCGACCUGAUCACAGACCUCCUGGGAACGCCGCCUCUGUCCGCCCUGGCAUCGGCCUGUGAGGGAGCCAGAGCCCACAUCCUGAGGGGGCCGCACAAACCGCCGUCGCUGUCGGUGCUCUACAUGCUGUCUGACGGAGCCACACACGAGGCGGUCCACCUGCUCUGCCGGAUGCUCGUCUUUGAUCCGGCCAAGCGGAUCUCCGGCAGCGACGCUCUGUCCCACCCGUACCUGGACGAGGGACGUCUCCGUUACCACACCUGCAUGUGUCAGUGCUGCUACUCUGUGCCCAGUGGACGAGUUUACACCCGAGACUUCGAGCCGGUUGCCGAGCGGCCGUUCAGCCACAGCUACGAGAACAGCCUGCUGUCUGUGUGGCAGGGGAAAGAGUUAAUCCAUCGCUUCAUCACGGAGCACCAGCAGGGAAAACGAGUGCCGCUGUGCAUCAACCCUCAGAGUGCUGCGUUCAAGACCUUCAUCAGGUCGACUGCGUGGCACUCGUCCAAGGUGUCCAGGAAGGAGGAGAGAUGAGCGUCGUCCUUCUCUGGAGGAGCGACGGCAGUUUGAGGAGAAUGAUUUCAUCGGCCGAAGAGUUUGGGUCUUUUUUUAGUUUUUAUUUUAUUGUUUUCUCUCCGGGGGGAAAUAUUCAUCCAACCACACGAGGAGGAAACAUCGAGCCUCCUCCAGAACAUGAAAUGGACCCAGACGUCUGCUGCUGACGGCGCUCGGUGCUGAAAAACGUGCUGCUGAAGUCUUGAAGAGGAAACAGAAAGAACUCGUCGGUACUCGAUAAAUAACAGUUUUAAUUGUUUGGUAGUCGUUGCUUAGUUGAUUUUUGAAGUCAUUCCAGCCCUGUGCAAUACGGAUCCAUUUAAACACAGCGGGUGGUGAGUGGGGCGAUGGCGACGACGCACCGUCACGAGAAACGCCGUUUAAAAAAAAAAAAAAAACGCCAAACCAUGAACCGCCAAACACCUCCCAGGUCCUCUCUCUUUGAACGCAUCACUCACUGUGUUUCCGUGGCGUCUCCGGGCGUCACCAUGGCGAUAACAAUAAUGCAAUUUAACAAUGUAGCAGGUUUUACCCACAAUCCCCGGUGUUUCCUCCACACGCAGUUAGCUUCUCUCGAUCAGUGUUUGACCUUUAACCCCUCUCACUUUAGCUGACCGGAACAGGAAGUCAUUCCCCCACCACGCUUUUAUUUUGACAUUUCUGACAGGAAGUUGUGACUUUCAAGUGUUUCAGUUGGAUUUUUAAAAACGUCUUCUUCUUCUUCUGUCUCGAUGUUUUCCGCUCCCUCCUCGGUGGAGCGAGGAACAGGAAGCGUCAGCUUUUUUU
Larimichthys crocea (large yellow croaker) is the source of this 3099-nucleotide messenger RNA. It is a transcript of the gene nlk1, whose product is annotated as nemo-like kinase, type 1. Gene Ontology annotation, molecular function: ATP binding; MAP kinase activity. Bases 865 to 2292 code for a protein of 475 amino acids. NCBI's taxonomy places the organism in Eukaryota, Metazoa, Chordata, Actinopteri, Sciaenidae. The record is from RefSeq and is a predicted model, not a curated record. The transcript is spliced from 12 exons. Gene Ontology annotation, biological process: protein phosphorylation.